Molecule: messenger RNA, 5301 nt
Organism: Macrobrachium nipponense
Lineage: Eukaryota; Metazoa; Arthropoda; Malacostraca; Decapoda; Palaemonidae
Gene: tkv
Product: bone morphogenetic protein receptor type-1B-like
Exons: 9
Coding region: 38-1618 (526 amino acids)
Biological process (GO): BMP signaling pathway; cellular response to growth factor stimulus; protein phosphorylation
Cellular component (GO): signaling receptor complex; plasma membrane
Molecular function (GO): ATP binding; transforming growth factor beta receptor activity, type I; SMAD binding
Source: RefSeq, a predicted model, not a curated record
UUGUCAGGGAUGGGGGAUACUCUCCUCCAGUGGAAAAAUGGCCGCCAUGGCCCCAAGUCGCGGAAUAGGCGUGUGCCAUCGUUUCAUCCUUGUUGCUUAUGUGUGCUUUUUAAUUGUGAUUAGAGAAGCAUUGGGGCUGACAUGUUAUUGUGAAAACUACUGCCCCAGCCAUGAACUUUUCAAUGGGACCUGUGAGGCAAAGCCAGAUGCUUUUUGCUUCAGUGCUGUUGGUCUCGUUUAUGACCACGAGCUCAGGGUGUGGAAGGAAGAACGCACUUUUGGGUGCCUAGGAGCACAAGAACUUGGUUUAAUGCAAUGCAGAGCGUAUUUGACUCAGCAUGAACGACCGAAAAAUAUUUCAUGUUGCAACGAGUAUGAUAUGUGUAAUUUAGCUUUGAGACCAAUGUUGGAUGUAAACCCUCCGGUAACACCAUCGAGCCCUGUGAAGAUUCCGGAGAGCUUGCUCUUGGUCACCUUGCCGUUAGCCUUUGUGCUCGUGUUGGCUGUGAUAAUGUCAUUUUGGUACAGGUACAGACAACGUGAAGGUAGGAGGCUUCAGUACUUCAAAGACCAAGUAGCUCCUCGAUGUGCAAGUAUGUUUAUGGGUCCCAAUGACCAUACACUAUCCGAGUUAAUUGAGCAGUCUUCGGGAUCAGGCUCUGGUCUUCCCCAUUUGGUUCAACGAACCAUUGCCAAGCAAAUCCAGCUGCUUCAUAGUGUUGGCAAGGGGAGGUAUGGAGAAGUAUGGCUUGGUCAGUGGCGAGGUGAAAAGGUUGCUGUGAAGGUCUUUUUUACAACUGAUGAGGCCUCAUGGUUUCGAGAAACUGAAAUUUAUCAAACAGUUCUCUUGAGGCACUCAAAUAUUUUGGGCUAUAUUGCUGCAGACAUAAAGGGGACAGGAUCUUGGACGCAGAUGCUACUCAUCAUGGAUUAUCAUCCUUUAGGCUCUUUGCACGAUUACCUACAAACUACUACAUUGAAUUACACAAAUACAAUUCGCUUGUCAUUAUCUGCAGCUUGUGGUUUAUCCCACUUACACACAGAAAUUUUUGGUACUAAAGGGAAACCCGCCAUUGCACACAGGGAUAUAAAAAGUAAAAAUAUCUUGGUAAAAAGGAAUGGUGAAUGUUGCAUAGCUGAUUUUGGCUUGGCAGUUAAAUACGUAAGUGAACGUAAUGAGUUGGACUUCGGCACUAACCCUAAAGUAGGAACGCGCCGUUAUAUGGCUCCAGAAGUCCUAAACGAAACUAUAAAUACUGGCUGUUUUGAGUCUCUCAAAAUGGCAGACGUUUAUUCGUUUGGUCUAGUUCUGUGGGAAAUUACUAGAAGAUGUGCAAGUGAAAGUGGAGAGAAGUUGCUAAUGGCAGAAGAAUAUCAGCUGCCUUACUAUGAACAUGUUCCACCAGAUCCCUCAUUUGACGACAUGCAUGAAGUAGUUUGUGCUAAAGGAAUCAGACCAGAGAUCCCUCUUCGUUGGAAUUAUAAUGAGAUUUUGAAAGCUAUGGGCAAAGUCGUACAAGAAUGCUGGCAUGCCAAUCCUGCCGCUCGUCUAACAGCACUGAGAGUGAAAAAGACACUCUAUAAAUUGCCUGUUCCUGAAAGUACCAAGAUUGUGUAAAAGGAGCAUGCUUUCAGAAGGAAACAAAUAAGCAUAAUCAAAGAACAUGGUGUACAGUUUUGACUGGACCAUAACUAGAUGUAGUUUUGUAUGAGCCACUCAUUUUUAGAGUAGUGAAAAGUGAAGGGAUGACUACCUUACUGGUGUUGGAAUACAUUUUGUCACUUCAUAGAAAGGCUUUCGAUAACCAUGCAUGUCUAUAAGGGUUAUAGUUUUACUGAAACAUUUUCCUUAUGUGUACAAAGGAAAAUGUGUACAAUCUCAAAAUAGUUCAGCCAGACCCAAAAAUUAAAAUGAAUUGUAUAGAUAUGCUCAGUUAUAAUUUGAUAACAGUUGUAUGUUUAGUGUGUUAAGAAUUUUAAGAACUAUUUUUUUAAUAGUUGCUAUUAUUUUAUCUGUAGACAUGCACAAUAUCACAGCCUCUUGAAUUGAUCUGCUGUGACACUUUGUAUUGUCUUUGAACACUACCCAAAUGUUUGUAUCCCAUUCAGAACCAUGAGUGUGACUUAAUACUAAUAAGUGCCUGGUAUGAAAUAGAUAUUGAAAUGGUACAAGUGUAUAUUAUUGUGUAGCUUAAGUGUGUGUGUGUUUGUGUGUGUGCGUGUUGAUAUUAUUAUUCAGGUUUGAAGUUGUAUGCAAGAAUGUGGAAACUCUUAUUUUGUCAUUCAUUGUCAUAAAAAUGAAAAGGCUUUCAUUCUUUGAUGAAAUUCACAUAUCGUUAUAUUUUUGGGUGUUGAAUGGUGCCUGAUGGGAAUCUAUGAAUUGCAGCUUUACAUUUGUAAAUGAAUAGUAUGCAGUUUUAAUCCUAGAAAGCAGGUAGAUGGUCUGAUAUCCCCAUUAGGGAGAUUACUGCACUGUAUCUACCAAAGCUAUUUUAAUCGCUUUAUCCGUGUUAUGUACUUUUUGUUACAUCCAUAUUAAGGGCUAAUUUUAAGUCUUGAGUAAAGUUUUUGACCGGUUAUCUCGUCAGUUUUUUGAAGAGUGUAAUAGUGAAGGGUUACUUUAGCACACAGUACAUAAAGUACAAUUGCUUCCAGAAAGGAUAAUUUUGAAGAAAUGCUAAUAAAAUGUCAUGUUGUGCCUUUUAUUAGGUAUAUUUUGUUAAUCAGUACAGUACAAGGUAUACUUAAUUUUGCCUUUUUUAAGUGGCCUUUGUUAAAAAUACUGGUUUAAGGUUUCUACUUUGCAAGCUGAAAAAUCAGUAAACUGUGGAUUUUGCUUUGUACUGUCAAAGAAUUUAUUUAGCACAAAUAUAUAUACGUAUUUUAUUUUUAACAGAAAGACAAAGUUGGGGUGCAUAUUUUUGGCACAGAUGGUGGCAAAUCAGUUUGCUAAGAGCUCCAGGUGAUGUGCCUUUUUAUAGUUUCAUCUCCCCAAGCGAAAAAUUCUGAACCGAAUAGUUUGUAAAGGUAAACAAGUAUAUCAUAUAAAGUAAACAAACCUUACAGGUAAUACAGUAUCUUUACAAUAUGACCCAAAGGUUUAGUUGUCAGGUUUAUGUAAGAAUACUUAAUAUACAAAAUUGCCCAAAUACCAGCAAUUGAUAAAGUCGUAUACUGCAUCAGUUUUUGUGACAUGAUGCCUUUGUGAUGUAUUGUUAAGUGUUCUCUCAGAAGUUUGUGGGGAACUUUUCCAUAUAGGAAUUUUCCUUUAUCUUGUGUAUCUGACGCCAAGGAAUUUAAUUACUGAAAUGUGCCUUACUUUAUUUCUAAUUUCUAAUUUGUUUUUGCACUUGUUGAGAGCAUGUAGGGUAUAUUUAUUUAUCAAAUUAUUUAUGUUGUGUGGAACGAUAAUACAUGAUUCCAUGAAAACCAUCAAAAAAGAAUUUUGAAAAAUAUGGUUAGCAUGAUAAGUUUUAUUAUUUUUUUUUUUCCUCUAGUCCCCAUUUCCUAGUGAUACUUCAGGAAAUGAUAUAGAGUAAAUGUCGUGUUUCAUAGCUGCAUUGGUCAGUUUGUCAUAUGUUUACAUCCUCAGUGUCCUGGUGAUUCCAUGUAUGUAAAAGAAAUUUAUCAGUAUUCAGGUUUAACUCGUUUGUAAAAGCAAGAAGUCGUGUGUAGCAUAUGACCAUAUUGAAAUAUUAAAAGUCUUGUUUUUAUGGUAAGGCAUAAGGUAAUGCAGGUGAGCUGUCUUGUUUGCAGCUUUUUCCUGUGUAUCACAAACUCAUGCAGUGGCAUUUCAUUCUAGUUAAUGUAAAAUUCUUGGUAUAAUUUUAUCUGCCCAUUAAACCAUUGUGAGAUGAAACAAAACUUCAGAUCCUGAAAUUUAGAAGUGCCAUAAUUUUCUUUUCAGGAUCAAAGUAAUGUAUUAUAGAUAAUUUUUUUCAAUUUUUUGUGAUUCUUAAUAUGAAGAGAUUUCUAAGAGAAGUUUUUUCAGUUUGUGCUUUUUCAGUUACUAUCCACAAAAGGAAGGGUAAUGGUGAUUUCGGAUGUUAGCUGCAGAAUUAUUUUUUGAUCAUUAGUAGUACACAUAUGAGAAAUACUGAAUGGAACUGACAUAUCCAGAAUCCAGAAUUCAAGUGAAAAAAAGAUAAGUUAUUUUAAUGAGCUUUUGUUUCUAGAUGGUUAUUUUAAUGAGCUUUUGUUUCUAGAUGCAUGUUUCAGGUUUUUGUAUUUUUUAAGAUUUAACAUCUUGAGUUUUCAACUAAAUAUUUUUUGUAUUCUAGUGUAUGAAAUUAACCGCCCCCCCUUUUUUUUUAGUAUUAUUGAAGUUGUCUUAUUUUAAUUAUUGUCAAUAAGAAAACACUGAAUAUUUAAAAGUUAACAAAUUUACAAGACAUUUUGGAGACUCGGAGAGAAUGUUGACGUAAUAGUAUUUAUUCAUAUCAUCACCAUUGGAGUAUUUUUCUUCGAGCUUCACAUUUCUGCGUUAAUUGUGAAGUAACUGUAUAUCCUCAUUUCAUAUCAAUGCAAUAGACCAUUUUAUCUGCUCCUUCAUUCAUUUUCAUGUGACAUCCCCUGACAUUUGUCAUUAUCGCAGUGUUCAAAUCAUUCAUUUUUGUCAUUUUCCAUUCAUGUCAUCUAUGUAUAGCCCAGAAGAGACCAUGAAAUUGGUGUGAGAGGUAGCAAGCGUCUGUGGCAAUUUCUUGUCAGUAUGAAGGAGGGAGGCUGAUGGAUGAAGUUUUAUGACCUGUAUUUUUUAAAUUUAACAGAAAUAUGGAAUUUCCAAAAUAGAACUGUUUUCGGAAGAAAGAAGACUGGGUCUUCAGUUGUGAUUUUUAAGGUUCAUAGCCUCCAGCAGUGUAUGGUUUUUAUAUCAUUGUACAGUAUCUCUAAUGGGUACAGUACUCAACAUUAUGUACAUAAUACUGUAAAAGAAUUUUAUUGUAAAUAGUUAAUUGAAUCAUAAAUAACUUAGCCAGAACUGUGUAUGUGUUUCAGGCUGGGCUUGCUUUGUUGUUAUUGGCAAAAAAAAAAAUAUUGCAAUGUUGGAGUGUUCAGACUGCAAUAAAGGGAAAUGCUUAGAAGUAGUUGACGGAUACUGUAGUAAAUUUAGUAUAUACACUGUUAUUUUUGCAAUCACUGUUUUUAUAUGACUUGAAAGUUAUGGCAAUGCAGCAUAAAGGAUUUUAAAACCCAGUAACUGUUGGAUAACAUGCCUCAUGUUACCCAUAGGAUUGGUAAUGAUGGAAACUGAUAGAAAUUGUUCAUAUCGUGAUGGUAUCAUUAUAAAUAAAAAAUUUUGGU